ACAGAGCGGUUGGUGUAUCUCUAUGGCACAGCAGCUCGACUGUCAAGUGUCACCCUCCUGGAAGUAACCCAACCUCCGCUCACAGCAUCGCCUCACUGACUGAAUCCCGCCCGUGCAGCAGGGGGAAGAGGAGGAGGGGGAAGCAACUGUGUUUCCCCGUUCAGUGAUGUGAACAGUGGGGAGGCUCAGGCUCGGGAUCCGCUACGUCAGAGAGAUUAGUCAAAUAACCUCUUGGGGUAGGACGUACCUCCCCCACCUCCCCCCUUUGGGCUUGCCUGGCUGCAUGCAUGGUCUCGAGCGGCGACACAGACAACGCUGACAGAUUGCCAGGAAGCUUGUCGAAAUACAGAAGUGCACUACUUUCUUUCCUGCCUUCUUUUUUUCUUUCUUUCUUUUUUGGCUGGGUGAGACGGCUGUGGUGCUCCUCCAGCGUCCUCUCCGCGUCUCCCCCCUCCCCACCUCCCCCCCGUGCGAAAUGGCGAAAGAAAACGGCGAGUGCAGCGAUGGAUCUUGGAAAAAGCAUGUCGAUGAUAUCAAGAAGAUAUUUGACUUCAAGGAAGUCCUCGGCACCGGUGCGUUUUCUGAAGUGGUGAUGGCCCGGGAGAAGGCCACAGGGAAGAUGGUCGCAAUCAAGUGCAUCCCCAAAAAAGCACUCAAGGGGAAGGAGACAAGCAUUGAAAAUGAAAUUGCCGUCCUAAGGAAGAUAAAGCAUGAGAAUAUAGUGGCUCUGGAAGACAUCUAUGAGAGCUCAAAUCACUUGUACCUCAUAAUGCAGCUGGUGUCUGGAGGUGAACUGUUUGACCGCAUUGUGGAAAAAGGCUUCUACACAGAGAUGGAUGCCAGUCGGCUCAUUCGGCAGGUUUUGGAUGCCGUAAACUAUCUACACUCCAUGGGCAUAGUGCACAGAGACUUAAAGCCUGAGAACCUGCUGUAUUUCAGUCCUCAUGACGAGUCAAAGAUCAUGAUCAGUGACUUUGGCCUGUCCAAGAUGGAGGGGUCAGGUGGCGUAAUGGCCACAGCCUGUGGGACUCCGGGAUACGUGGCCCCUGAGGUUUUAGCACAAAAGCCCUACAGUAAGGCUGUGGACUGCUGGUCCAUCGGGGUCAUCGCUUAUAUACUGUUGUGUGGUUACCCUCCUUUCUAUGAUGAGAACGAUUCGAAGCUUUUUGAGCAGAUUCUCAAGGCUGACUAUGAGUUUGAUGCGCCGUAUUGGGAUGACAUAUCAGACUCCGCCAAAGACUUCAUCGGCUGCCUAAUGGAGAAGGACCCUGAGAAGAGAUUCACAUGUGAUCAGGCUCUUCAGCACCCCUGGAUUGCUGGAGACACUGCUCUCUGCAAGAACAUACAUGAAUCAGUCAGCAGACAGAUGCGAAAAAACUUUGCUAAAAGUAAAUGGAGGCAAGCGUUUAAUGCGACUGCUGUGAUCCGCCACAUGAGGCGCCUGCAGCUGGGCACCAGCUUUGGCAGCAGCAUCCAAAGCUCCAACUCUAUGUCAAGCCCUCAGAGCCGAGCUCCAGCCAAGAGCCAAUCUGUGGACUGCGCUCCACUCUCCCUGAAGAACUGUCCUCCCAUAGCUCCUCUGUCAUCUGCCAUUAAAGUACACAAUCAGGACUCUGAUUGUGCACCCUCUGCCGUUACACAAGAGGAACCUCUGCCGGUGGCUGAGCCGCCCCGGCCGCGACCCUCCACCGUUACUGUCAUCCACACUGGGACUAAAUGACGCCAGGUUCCGCGGGAGGUGAGCUGGGAGACCACAGAGCUUUGAGAGUAGGGGGACAGGGAAAAAAACCUACCCCAGGCCUCGUUAUUCAAAGUCGUCGCCCAGUUUGACCAUCCCGCUGCCUCCCAUCUGUGUCUGCCAAAACACGGGAGGAAUUUGAGGAGCAUUGGUUUGGCUCCAUUUAGCAUGGCUCAGCGUGGCACCCCCUGCUUCCCUUCCCACUGUCAUACAGACCUGGAAGUACAGAGGGGGCAGAGACUCACCUGAAAUUGUUAUUUAUCAGGAUGACUGUUGUCUGGCAGCCAUACGAACAGCUGUCGUUGGGAGAUGCCACACCAAAGGGAACUUCAUCGAAGCUGCUGUCAGUUUUGACUGUAAUGGGACAUUCUGCUGUAUGCCUUGUGUAAAUAUCCUGCCUGGAACUGUUGUGUGGAGUCAUGUUAUGCAAGUGAAAUAUAAGCUUCAAGCUGUGGUAAAUAAUUGUGAUCACCUGCACUCUGAACUUCUUAUUGUUCAGACAGCUCUAGUUAAUUUUCUGUGGUAUUUGCUGCAAUGGCUCACAGCGUCAUAACUUCCAACAGUUUGACAGUCAGUGUUUUGUCUUUGCUUUGUAGCAUAAGGAGUGUCAAAACUAAACCGGAUGAUGUGCAUAAAUCACGGAGAUUGCAAAGAGGAUUGCACUUAUGUAUUGGAAUAUUUAUUUUCUUACUAUAUAUCAUGAGUUUUGUAAGAGUACCACUUGGGAUCAUUUGUAAAUGUACCACAAGACUGGACUACAAGUUCUUGCAUUGUCUAAUGAGGAUGUGAUAUUUAAUAGUUGUUACCUUGUGAUUGCUGUUUUAUUUGAAGAAUUCAUUUUGGCAUUACUGUGAAGGUUUCCUGGACCACAGGAGGGCGCCACGGGUUGUUGCUUUAUGACCAGUUCUCAGGGAUUUACAGGGACAUGAACAUGAAGCUAACCAAACACUUCUGCAUGAUCAGACACUGCUUUUCCAUUCAAAUUGUUGAAAAGUUAAGACCUCCAAAAACUGCAUGCGAUAUACUCCUAAUGAGCCAUUUGGGACUGAUAUUUAAGUUCUUUAAACUCAUUAUUCCUGACACAAUGUUUUCACCUUUAAACAUUUUGAAUUAUAUUUGGAUGUAAAGAAAGUGUUCACCAGUAAUGUGUGCAUUCAUGUCUGUAGUCAAAUUAUAAAAAGACAAAUGAAUGCAAAUGCUUCCUGGUGAUUUUCACUCCCACUGCAGAGUCAGAUCGGUGAGAUCAGUCGUGUACAGUUGAGUAUUUAAAUAUCGUGCUCUGCUUCCGCUCAUGAAGUGGCUGCUCUGGGAACAGCUCAGUUGCUCUGUGUUUAAUCACUGUGCUUUCAUACCAGCCUGUUGAAUUUAGCAGAAAGACUAUUUAUCCUUCUCUUUCCCACUCGCUCUCUACAGGCUUCCACACAGAGAAGAAAAGGGAUCUGUCUUUGUAUUUUUCUCUGUGGUACUUCUAUUUAAUUACAAUCACACAACAUGAAUGUGGGAAAAGGAAAAAAAUAUAUACAAAAGGAUGCUCCACAAAAGCAUGCCCAAUGUUGAGGGCUUUGCCACCUUUAAACAUCUAAAGAAAUGUAGUGAAUAUUAAAAUGGAUUUUAAACCUCUACUUACUGUAAAUACAAAGCUGUACAAUG
Messenger RNA from Melanotaenia boesemani (Boeseman's rainbowfish), 3388 nucleotides. RefSeq names its product calcium/calmodulin-dependent protein kinase type 1D-like. The record is from RefSeq and is a predicted model, not a curated record. NCBI's taxonomy places the organism in Eukaryota, Metazoa, Chordata, Actinopteri, Atheriniformes, Melanotaeniidae. Bases 476 to 1720 code for a protein of 414 amino acids. Gene Ontology annotation, molecular function: calmodulin binding; calcium/calmodulin-dependent protein kinase activity; ATP binding. The transcript has 11 exons. Gene Ontology annotation, biological process: peptidyl-serine phosphorylation. Gene Ontology annotation, cellular component: cytoplasm; intracellular anatomical structure.